ACGGGCCGGUCCCUCUCUCUCUCUCUCUCUCUCUCUGUCACACACACGCAUUCAACUCCCUUGUCACCAUGCCAGGCUCUACAAGCACAAUGAAUGAGCUCCCUGUGACUUCCAGCAAGGCACUGCCCAUGACCACCUCGACCAACGAUCUGGUCAAUAUCGCCGAUCAGCACAUUACAAAAGGUUUGGGUAGGCUCCGCGAUCACGUUUUUAAGGAGGGUAAAGGUCUUCGAGUCUUGACCACGGAUGGCAAGCAAUUGCUCGACUUCUCCGCUGGGAUCGGCGUCACUUCUCUCGGACACAGCCACCCUGAUGUCACUGCUGCUAUCAUCGCUCAAGCCCAGAGCAUCAUCCACGUUCAAUGUGCCAUUGCAUUGUCGGAACCCUAUGUGCAGCUCGUCGAAUCACUCCUGGCUAUGAUGCCUGAUCCGAGCCUUGACAGCUUUUUCUUCUGGAACUCUGGCGCUGAGGCAGUGGAAGCCGCUGUCAAGAUUGCGAGGACGAAGACCCAUCGACAGAAUAUCAUCGUCAUGCAAGGCGCAUACCAUGGUCGUACAAUCGGCGCUUCAUCCUUGACCAAAUCCAAAACGACCUUUUUCAAAGGUACUGGACCUCUGAUGCCCGGCGUCCACGCCACACCAUUCCCAUACUGGCACGCUAUGGGCUUGCCGAAAGACACUCCUGAGGAAGUCUUGGUAGAGAGAGCCUGCAGAGACUUUGAUAACAUCCUGAAACAACAAUGUGCACCCGAAGAUACCGCUGCAGUCUUCAUCGAGCCCGUGAUUGGAGAAGGCGGCUAUGUGCCUGCUCCCGCAGCUUACGUUCAACACUUGCGAAAGCAAUGCACAAAGCAUGGCAUCUUGCUCGUGGCGGACGAGAUUCAGACUGGAUUCUACCGUACAGGCAAAAUUUGGGCUAUUGAGCAUUCCGACGUGGUUCCCGACAUGAUGACCUUUGCGAAAGGAAUCGCGAACGGUAUGCCAGUAUCUGGCGUGGUGACGCGUAAGGAGAUAAUGGAUGCCAUGGCUCCAGGAUCUUUGGGCGGAACUUACUCUGGUAACGUUGUUGCGUGCGCUGCUGGAGUCGCCACGACGAGAUACAUGCGUUCGCACGACAUGCUGGGCAACGUCGAAGCUCGUUCAAAGCAAAUUUUCGAUGGACUGAGAAAAAUUCAAGAAGAUGUAGAGAAUGGUGGAUGGAUGAUUGAAGAGAUCAGAGGGAAGGGACUCAUGAUUGCUAUCGAGUUCAAAGACCCGUCCUCCCACAUCACUUCAUCUCACUCUCGUGGACCUAAUGUCCAAUUACCGCCUUAUCUCAGCACUUUGGUCCAGAACGCCUGUAUGGAUCAAGGACUCUUGUGCCUCACCACCAGUAUCUACCCAGUCAUGAGGUUGAUACCCGCUCUUAUCGUCAGCGAGGAAGAAGUGGACGAAAUGCUGGGUAUAAUGGCGCAGGCCGUCCAGACUGUUGCCAAGACAUUGGAAUGAAAGGGAUCUAUUUAUCUAGUCUGUUUCGAUGACGGUUGUCUUUCUUGAUGAUUUUGCGUUCUAUCUAUGCAUACACAGGUGGGAA
Messenger RNA from Kockovaella imperatae, 1572 nucleotides. Its product is annotated as putative ornithine-oxo-acid aminotransferase. The coding region runs from base 69 to 1487 and encodes 472 amino acids. The record is from RefSeq and is a predicted model, not a curated record. The transcript is spliced from 8 exons. Gene Ontology annotation, molecular function: transaminase activity; pyridoxal phosphate binding; identical protein binding. NCBI's taxonomy places the organism in Eukaryota, Fungi, Basidiomycota, Tremellomycetes, Tremellales, Cuniculitremaceae.